Molecule: messenger RNA, 429 nt
Organism: Aplosporella prunicola CBS 121167
Lineage: Eukaryota; Fungi; Ascomycota; Dothideomycetes; Botryosphaeriales; Aplosporellaceae
Exons: 3
Source: RefSeq, a predicted model, not a curated record
GACCAAGACGGCGACUCGACCAUGCACUCCUCGCCCGGCAGCUCCGGCGCCAACGACGCCGCGUCGGACGACCUCUUCCCGGGCGCCGACGACGUCCUGCCUCCCACCAGCGGCAACAUUGCCAACACGGGCGCCAGCAUCCUCAGCCCGCCCGACUCGCAGGGCGCAGCAGCACGCGCAGCCACGGCCGCCGCAACGGCCGCAGCGACCGGCUCGCCGCGUGGUGCCGCAACAGCAGACGCGGACGCGACCAUCAACGCGAACGGCAAGCGCGUGCAUGCCCCGUCCGGGUACGCAUGGAGCCGGGAGGCGGACGCGCCGGGCUGGGCGUGGCUGAACAAGAAGGCGCAGGACGAGUGGGCCAAGGCGGAGGAGGGGCUCGUUGAGAAGGACCGCGCUGUCCGGGGCCGGUAUGGGGAUCCUUUUGAU